AUGGAUUCGACUUCGCCCAGCUCAAAGGCCCUUGUGCGCAAGAGGUCCGAGACAGACUUGAUGCCGCCUCCGCCUCCAGUCAAGAAGUUGAAGCGGCCCAAGCAGGUCUUGAACGAGGAGGACUAUACCAACACGCUCUCGCACAUCAUCGUGAGGGAUUUCUUCCCCGGCAUCAAGGUGUCGGCAGUUCAACACGAGUACCUCGACGCUUGCGAGUCUCGAGACGCCGCAUGGAUCUCAAACGCGCGCCAGAGACUCCAUGAUGUCCUGACUCCCAGACGACCGAGAUCGCACUCUACGCCCAAGCCCUCGCAGGACAACGGACGGACUCCAACUACCUUUGUGGGAGACACACCGAGCUCGGCCGCACCCACCAUGAUUGACGAAAAACCGCCACCCGGCAUCAACAUGGGCCUCUCCAGGUUCCAGUCCAAGUACACGAGCGAAGAUAACGAGAGCUUCUACAAGCUACUGGAUAAGCAGAAUCAGAAAAAGGCAGAGAAGCACGCCUGGAUGUGGAACAACAACAAGCUGCCCUCGAAGCAGAUGAUCAAGCAGAAAGAAGUCAUGGACAGGCUGAAAAAGCAGCGAAGCCUGGUCGACGACGGGUUCAAGCGCGAUCGCCUUGCCAUCCUAGAUGUCGAUAAUCGGCCGGCGAGGCCCGACUCCUGGAAAGCGGCUCCGAGAAACGGCUUGAUGUUUCAGCCAAGCGGUCUCGACGAAGGCGUCGCCACAGUUGCGCAAAAAGCCGACGAAUCGUCGCGAAUGGGCCCGAGGGCCAUAGUGUACGAGAAUACCAGGAUACCGCAGCCCCAUAUCCCGCAACGCCCCCUUUCGCCUACAAUGUCUGCGAUCCGGGACGCCGCUGCAGGGCGGCCACGUCGCCAAGACCGAGACUCUAGUGACGUUGGCGGCGGUGAAACUCCGAGGGUGAAUGGCUACACAUACGUCGAUGACGAAGACGAUGAGCCCUCUACCGCUCAGUCUUCCCCUGCCAUUGACCUUGGGCCGGGUGACGCACACAACCCGUUCAAGUUGCAGGAGCUAAGGAAAAGGGAGUCGCUGCACGAACGGUUGGUGGAGCGGAUAGCCAAAUCCAACAAGGAGUCUUCACGCCACGGGCUUGCCGGGAAAGCCGAGAAAGGCCAGGUGCCAAAAUUCCCAAGCAGUCCGCGGAUCUCGGGAAACUUUACACCAGCGGCCCAAAGACUGCUGAGCAAAAUGGGGACGCCGAGAAGCAAGACACCUAGCACCUCGUUUGGCCAGUCGACGCCCAUGAAGCUGCGAGGAUCGCUUUUGAAGAGCGUCACGAAGCCCAGCUCAAAACAAGGGUGA
This is a messenger RNA of Hirsutella rhossiliensis, 1335 nucleotides long. Its product is annotated as nuclear protein es2 domain-containing protein. The record is from RefSeq and is a predicted model, not a curated record. The transcript has a single exon. Gene Ontology annotation, cellular component: catalytic step 2 spliceosome. Lineage: Eukaryota; Fungi; Ascomycota; Sordariomycetes; Hypocreales; Ophiocordycipitaceae. Bases 1 to 1335 code for a protein of 444 amino acids.